AUGUUGAUAUCCAGACCCGCGCCUCUGUCCAGGAUCUGCGCAUUCAACUUGACGGGGUACGGUCCGACACCAAUGAGUGCGGUGCUCAUCGAGCCGACGUUCACUCCAGUCUCGUACACCGUAACCCCGAGCGGACCGAAAACGAGCUUGAUUUGGCGUGUCAUUUUGGAGCCCACCGCGAGGGGUUUCCAAUUCAACAUUGCAUCAGGAUCGGACCGCAGUCUUCGACCAAAUCCUCAUAGAAAUCUCCGCCUCGAGUUCCGGGAUAUUUUCCAGAACCCACUGAACCUCAACGACGCGUCACACCACUCUGAUUCGUCCUCUGACGAUCUUCUGGUCCCAGUCCCUCAUCCCCUUUCGCACCAUUUCAACUUGGAUCCUGUAGAUCCAGAUUCGCCUACCCUUGCCCAUUUCAUAGUAACAACGUCGUCGUCAUCGUCAUCAUCAUCCCAGGCCUCCUUGUCCUCGUCCCAAUCGUCCUCGGCCUCAUCUUAUUUCCUCCUGCGCCCCGUGUCUCCAUCUCAUCCCAGAAUGGCGGCAAACAUUACUAUGCCACCCCGUGGUGCCCGUGGGGCUCCCAUUUUCGAUUCCAAGCAGCCCCGUGAGCUGCUUCGUUUCUUUUCGGACUUGGAGUAUCACUUUGGCGCCGCUGGUGUCACCAAUGACCAGGAAAAGAAGAAACAUGCCGUCCGUUACCUUCCAUUCGACGAUGCAGAAGUCUGGGAAUCUUUGGAAUCUUUUGCGGCUCCCAGCUCCUACGAUCAGUUCAAAGCCGCCGUCCUGAAACUCUACCCUGGCACUGAUGCUGACCGACGCUAUUCGCUUUCAGACAUGCAUGCUUUGAUUGGGGAGUACGCCAGUAUUGGCAUCCUUUCACGUGUGGAUUACAGCGAAUUCUAUCGUCGCUUUUUGGUCAUUACAAAGUUCCUGGUCGACAAAUCUCGCCUGUCAAAGGCUGAGCAGUCUCGUGCCUUUCGUCGCGCCAUUUCUGCCUCGUCUCUUUGGCCCCGUGUCCAUCAGCGUCUCCAAGUCAAGAAACCCGAUGUUCACCCAGAUGAUCCGUACGAUAUCACGGACAUGAAUGAAGCCAUGGAAUUCGUUCUAGCGGAUUCUUCCUUUGGCUCUGUAGCGCCGCCAACAACGUCUCCAUCCCCGUCUGUUCCUGUGAAACAGGAAUCUGAGCCGAAUAUUGCUCAGCUCAUCGAGUCUAUGAAUGGACUAAUGAAAGUCCUUGCCGCGCAGGCCGCUGUCACUGCCCAGGCAGUGGCUGCUCAACAGUCUAUUCGAACAGCUCCUUCGGCAAUGACUGUCAAUUCGACUCCUCGGGAUCUCACCUGCAGCUAUUGCAGUGAAAACGGACAUUUCAUCAUUCGAUGCCCUCACGUGGACGAAGAUAUUCAAGCUGGGAAGUGUAAGCGUAACACAGAGGGGCAGGUCGUCCUGCCCAGCGGCGCUUAUAUCCCACGACGGAUCAUGGGUGUCAAUCUACGGGCUCGAUUCGACGAAUAUCACCGCCAGAAUCCCGGCCAAAUGGGUGUUGCUCAAAAUCUGGUCGAGGUUGCGACUCAUUUCUUGUCCUCUAGCGUUGAGCCCCCUGCUGUUCCAGUGUUCACUUUAUCAGAAUCUGAACGAAUUCAAGCUCUCGAGCGCGAAAUCCUGGCAAUGCGCACUCGAUCCCAGGCACGUGCUGCACUGGAUCGGUCUGGAGACCGCGUCGAAGCUCCGGAACAAGCAGUCCGACCUGCGGCUCGAUCUACACCUGCCCCUGCUCGUAUGCCGGCCCCAGCUCCCACUCCCGCUCCUGUGACCCGUCCUCCGGCUGCUAUCCCCGCUACUGCACCUGAACAUCCCUACGCAAAAGCCAAAGAUGCUGCGUAUGCUCCUCCCCGUGACCAUAACGUUGGGGCUCGAGUUCCGGCCGUUCCCGCUAAGAAAACUGAUCCUGCGUACCGUUCUGUGGCUCCGAUUUAUGAUUCGAAACACGAGGACGUUGUCUUUGGCCGGAUUCUUGGAACUAAGGUCGAAAACUCGAUCGAAGAGAUCCUUUCGAUCUCUCCUGGUGUACGGGCCCGUAUAAGUAACGCCACUACCAGCCGCCGCGUUCCUCCGACCUCUGGUGCCGAUUCUAAAACCCCGGCGGUCUCAACCCACAUCUACGACGAUUUCUCGCAUAGAAACAUGUCCGACAGUGCGCCAAUCGAGCCUCUGGACGCCCAGGCAUCUAACAAUGCGCGAGACGCCGCAUUUCUCGAUUCAAUGCCUGCUGCGUUCCACUAA
Molecule: messenger RNA, 2277 nt
Organism: Mycena citricolor
Lineage: Eukaryota; Fungi; Basidiomycota; Agaricomycetes; Agaricales; Mycenaceae
Source: the annotation of a GenBank genome assembly